AUGUUCAUCACUGUAUCUAUAACACCAAUUAUCUGGUUCAAUCUUCUACUUUGCAUCGCUUCUGAUAAAAAUGAAACUUUCUAUCCACCUAAUUUCGGCGCUGCUGAUGAAAUUAUUACAAAUAAUACUUAUUCUGGUGUCUCAGAUAGCUUUGAUUACAACAACUUUGAACCAUUAUUUAGCUCAGAAUUUCUGUUCGAUCCUUCGCAAUUCAUUGAUUUCGCUCAAGUGAGUGAAAUUGAGGAUAUAAGCAGUAAAGAAUCGAAUUCUGAGACUGAUCUGUUCACAAUUACUCCUCAUCCUGGCUUCAUCUCACCUAGUUAUGAUGAUUUCAUUGUCCACACUAAUUUGGAGUCAUCACUUGCCUCAAAUUUGGAUUCAUUAUGGAGAGAUGCCAAUGGAGAAUUAAAAACGAAUGAUGAUAAAGCACGAUAUCCUUCCAUUAGAGAUGCUCAAAGUGGGACUUCUUCGCCACUUAAUGUCGACACCGAUGACAUUAUCACGUAUAUGCACUUACCUGGUUCACAACAAAAUGUCGUUCCGAUCUAUUUUCACCAACUUACUCUUUCCUCAGACGGCACAUCCGGUCAACAAGGAAAUGCUGAACAGAGCAACAUGGACAAUAAGCACUUCUCGGAUAACUUGAAUGUCCCCAAGUACAGGGGAAAUACCAAUGAAGGAUCAGAAACAAAUGCUCAGAGUGGGACUUCUUCGCCACUUAAUGUCGACACCGAUGACAUUAUCACGUAUAUGCACUUACCUGGUUCACAACAAAAUGUCGUUCCGAUCUAUUUUCACCAACUUACUCUUUCCUCAGACGAUACAUCCGGUCAACAUGGAAAUGCUGAAGAGAGCAACAUCGAUAACACAUCAAUGAAGGAUCAAAAACAGGUCAAUGAAGGAUCAAAAACAGAUAACAGAAAGUAUAUUUGUUAUUAUCCCGGGUGUACUGUGAUCGCGACAAAUUACAACGAAUAUAUAACACAUAGGAAAACACAUGGUCAACCUCUCAUCUAUGAAUGCAGAGUGCCCGGUUGUGGGAGGACAUUCAACCAUAGAACAUCAUUUCGCAGUCACAAGGAAACGCAUGAACGUCAUCGUCACUGCGAGUGCUGCGGCAAAUUCUUCACCACCAGGAAGGGACUGCAAUAUCAUACGAUGAGUUGCAAAAGAAAACCUCGUUAG
Messenger RNA from Brugia malayi, 1185 nucleotides. RefSeq lists its product as uncharacterized. Lineage: Eukaryota; Metazoa; Nematoda; Chromadorea; Rhabditida; Onchocercidae. Bases 1 to 1185 code for a protein of 394 amino acids. The transcript has 4 exons. The record is from RefSeq and is a predicted model, not a curated record.